Molecule: messenger RNA, 2367 nt
Organism: Dunckerocampus dactyliophorus (ringed pipefish)
Lineage: Eukaryota; Metazoa; Chordata; Actinopteri; Syngnathiformes; Syngnathidae
Product: granulocyte-macrophage colony-stimulating factor receptor subunit alpha-like
Exons: 9
Coding region: 206-1282 (358 amino acids)
Biological process (GO): cytokine-mediated signaling pathway
Cellular component (GO): external side of plasma membrane; membrane
Molecular function (GO): cytokine receptor activity; protein binding
Source: RefSeq, a predicted model, not a curated record
AGACAUUGUAUAACUGUGAAGGCCAGGAGCGAACGUGACACUACAUGUUUGAAUUUACAGUACAAACAAACAACGUUCACCACCAGAAACUGGUGGUUUCCUGACGCUUGUGCACGGUAUGUGACGUUGAACUUCUGCUUUUCACAGAAAUGUAUCAUCUUCUGACAGAGCGCAAAAGACGACGCAACGCAUCGGGAGGUUGGCUAUGAAGCUGUCUCCUGUUCGUGCAGCAGUUUGCUACCGUCUGCUGAUUCUCUGGGCUUUUCAGUGUGAGGCCACCAAUCCCGAGGUCUGCCAGGAUGAAAAAUCGAUUGAUAACCUCCAAGUGUUGAGUUCCUCAAGCCCAGAGUAUGACUUGGUGGACAUUGAGGAGAACACAAACUUCUGCUGCUCCCUUUACCCAACAAAUAUACUCAACUGCUCCUGGUCCUUCCUUGAUUUACAGCAGGAUGCUCAGCUGUGUGUUUAUAUCAGUGUUUGUGACAACACCAGCACAGUUCGUCCCCUGAGGCUUGUGUCUGAAGAACAUUUGGGAUCAACGUCCAUGGCUCUGAAGGAACAUGAGAUGCUGCAUGUCAUCUUGCAUUUCAACGUGUCCUUGCAACACACGUGGGCAGUCUACAGCUACGUGUACGACACUGAAAUGAUGGAGGUUUUGCCUCCACCUGGAAACAUCUCCGCUUCAGUCAGAGAUGAAGGCCUGGUGGUGACCUGGCAGGUGCCCUGCAGUCGUGCUUACUACAACCCCUCAUGUUUUGAAUACCAGCUGGAAGUGGGAGACGAGGAAAAACCAAAAGUCCUGAGCAGCCAGUUGUCUUAUACUAUCCCGAACGUUGAUCCAUCUUCCACCUAUGGCGUGAGGGUCCGGGCCAGGAAAAUGUUUGCUUGUUUAGGAUCACCACAAUGGAGCCACUGGAGUAACACUGUCAUGAUCGAGCAGUCAUGCGAAACAAUCAACAUUACGGUGAUUGUCUUAAUUACACUUGGAAUACCCAUGAUCCUUCUGGCUUUGCUGCUGUUUUUCCGUCAUCAGAGGUUGGCAGAGGUUCUCUACCCCACAAUUCCCCGCCCUCCAUUAAAGUACAAACACUUCCUGGAAGAAAUCAACUCAUUCAAUGUAGGGGCACGUCUGCACACACUGUGCAUCUACAGCCACGCAUCGAAACACACACUCAGGCCAUCGCCUUUUCUUUUCCAGUUUUAUCAUCCGGCUCCCUCGGUGAAGUGUGAGGAAAUCACGCUGGUGGAGGAAACGGAGCCAAAGCCUGGAAAGACAUUUUAGUACAUAAUAGUCAUACGGCUGGAGUAAAAUGCGCUGAAUGCUCGUAUCUGAAAUAUCGUUGAGUGGAAUUGUUCAUUGUGUAUGUGUAGUGUACUACCCAAAUAAUGAUAAAGAUGAAAUAUCUAUCUAUAGGCAAAUGAGGAGCCGGUCAAACACAUACCAGCUACGAAGGACAAACAGAAAGCCCAUUUAUGCCCACAGGGGUAAUUAACGGUGCAGUAAAAGCGACAUGAUGACAAACAGUUGACCACACUGCACACAAUGCAGCACGCAACAUUGACGCUGUGGGACAAACAGCGGCACGUGGACAAACGUCCAUCUGUGAAAAUAAAUCAGAUUGAAGAAAAGAAAGAUGAGGUCUGCCAAAGGGAAUGAGAGGACGGCAUAUCUGCAUAGCUUUUGUUUGGCAAAACAAACCACAACUUCAUGCGAAGCAUUUUAAAACACCGCCAAGGUCGAGCUGUUAGUGAAACUGUCGGCUGAGAUGUUGUUAGUCAAAAUGAUUUACAACGACGACGUCAAGCAAAUCACUUUUUUUUUUUGGGUGUACUGAUACUAUUUUGUAAUUUGCAAUUAAUACUGCCACAAUUGUCAGGGAGAUGGCAAAUGAUGAAUGUCCCUUUGCUGCGUUUCUCUCACCUCUUCAGUUUGUUCACUUGAUGAAUGUCCUUCUAGGCAGCCAACGCCGCCUGAAUACACAACUGGACCUUUCAACAAACUCUGUGCAAGACCUCAUUUGACUUUGUUGGACUUGAGUGACAUAAUGUAUAGAAUAAAUACUGUAGAGUACAUAAGUAAAGUUCAUGCAGCUCAAGUCCCACAGAUCCCAGUCCUCCCAUUACUUCAGGCGUGCCUCAAGGCUCUGUCCUGGAACCCCUCCUUUUCAUCAUUUACCUUCUCCACCUCUGCAAUAUCUCCUAUAAAUACAACAUCGACUGGUUACGGGCCUGCUAUCAAGCAAACCAAAUUCAAUCCUCCCUCCUCCCUCACCAUCUGCUUAACUCUUUAGUUGUCCAAACUUUUUCCAUUGACUGACCUCAUACUGAAAAAUCAAAGGAUGCUGUGGGCCACUUUUAUAUUUUUAC